Molecule: messenger RNA, 681 nt
Organism: Ostertagia ostertagi
Lineage: Eukaryota; Metazoa; Nematoda; Chromadorea; Rhabditida; Trichostrongylidae
Source: the annotation of a GenBank genome assembly
AUGCGACGUAAACUCACCAGUACUGAAUGCAGUCUGGUGUAUUCGCUGUACCUCAAGAGAUUGCCAAUGAGCAGAAUUGCGAAGAUUCUCGCCCAUCGAAUUCCUGGAAUAACAAGCGCCAAUGUGAAAACAGCUGUGAUGAGAGCUUUGCGUAAAAUCGGGCUCAACACCUCAAUACCCAGAAACGGCAGUAGACCAAUCAGCGACUCCGUCAAAGAGAGAAGGACACGUUUUUGUGAAGAGAUGAUCGACAAAAAUGAACAGUUCUGUGAUGUGGUAUUCUUCGACGAGACAACGAUUCACAUCGAACAAGCCACGGGAAGGCUGACCAGAGGAGGGCUAUCAGAUGAACACGUCGAUUCACUUCAUGUUUGGGCAGGAAUUUCAUGUGAAGGAGCAACUCCCGUAAUAAUUUUGAAUGGAAAGGUGAGAUUGGCUAGUGUUUCAAACUCAGAACCACAGCACUGUAAACUGAUUCAAGAGCAGUACUUACCAUUGGCUAGAGACCUGAAUGAGUUCAAACCAAUAAGUGCGAUUGAGCUAGCGAAAGGAAUUCGAAAGUUCUGGAACGAUAACAUGAGCGAGAGUCAGUGUCGAAGCCAUAUCGGACAUAUUCGGGCAUUACUAAGGAGAGUCGUUUCUACCAAUGGUAACUGUGUGAUGGACUCGGAUCAAGGUUAA